AUGCCUAAAGACGUGAAAAGACCUGAGCUCGCCAAGCCCUUUGCUGCUCAGAACUUGCCAAUGGUGGCCAUGUUCAUGAGAAAUAAACCUUUGGCCUGGUCGUGUCUUUUGCUCGCUGUGCAGAGCUACCUGAAUGAGCCAUUAAUCAAAUCUCCCGACGACGAUGCCCAGCCAGCGAUUUUCAAGAUACUGUUUGCAGUUAUUGGUGUGCUGACCAGUUAUAUGGACCUAGUUUUCCCAAAUACCAAUCCGCAGGCUCGGCUCCAAAAACCCGCACCUACGGACGCUUAG
Molecule: messenger RNA, 291 nt
Organism: Ogataea angusta
Lineage: Eukaryota; Fungi; Ascomycota; Pichiomycetes; Pichiales; Pichiaceae
Exons: 2
Coding region: 1-291 (96 amino acids)
Biological process (GO): protein insertion into ER membrane
Cellular component (GO): endoplasmic reticulum membrane
Molecular function (GO): protein folding chaperone
Source: RefSeq, a predicted model, not a curated record